Brassica napus (rape) is the source of this 1747-nucleotide messenger RNA. RefSeq lists its product as uncharacterized. The record is from RefSeq and is a predicted model, not a curated record. Gene Ontology annotation, cellular component: endoplasmic reticulum. Bases 791 to 1369 code for a protein of 192 amino acids. The transcript is spliced from 7 exons. NCBI's taxonomy places the organism in Eukaryota, Viridiplantae, Streptophyta, Magnoliopsida, Brassicales, Brassicaceae.
GGUUUAGAAUUUAAGAUUUAAGAUUUAGGGUUUAGCUGGAAGCGUUAGCGUCGUUAAAAUUAGCGUUUUUAUUUUUUUUAGCUAUUUUUUAUUUAAUUUAAUGUUUUUUAAUUAAUAAUCUAUGUGUCACUUUGAUUGGUCAUAAAAGGUGGGAUGAAUUUAAAGGUUAACCCUAAUGGUGAACCUAAGUUCUGUCCUUUACGUUAUUUAGGUUUUCAAUACAGAGAUGGAACCACUUUUUUUACAGCAAAAAAAAACAUUUUCAUAUUUGUACUUUUGUAUAUAUUACACCAUAAAUAGCAAGGUUCGCCUAAUUAUUAUAGGCCCUCCAUUUCAAUUUAAUUGCUGUAUAGUAAAAUUUUUGGUUCAAAAUAAAUGAUUUUUUAGAAUUUCAUUGCAAAAUUUAUUAAAAAUAUUCUCUAAUUUAUUUUUGUACUGGUCGCCGAAUUGAGAUAUAUUCCGGACAGAGACCAUGUUGCAAAUAUUGUUGUGAUAUAUAAAUAGGAACGCGCAGGUCUGCAUGAAAUGACCACGUCGCACGUUCGAUCCAUGAACCAAAAGGAAACUUAUAAUCAAAUCGUAUAACUUAAUAUAAUUGAUACAAAUUUGUUUGUCGAUAUAAAAACAUUAAAAUAUACAUUUCAUUUUUGGCAAUCUAAAUAUUCAUAUGUUUUAGUUUAUAAGUUAUAACUUGUCCAUAUGUUUUUGUCCAUUCCAUAUAUAUAGAGGAGUAGAGGACAAGAAGCUCCCGUGACUAAGUGAGUGACCAUCGGUGAAUUGAAAAAAGAAGAUGGAGAUGAGAAUGAGGAAGCAGCGUUCUGUGUCGGCUCUUGUAUUCCUUGCAUUGAUUUCGGCUUCAAUGGCAACCUCGGAAUCGGAGUUCCCUUUCAUGGUGGUUCACAAGAAGGCGUCUCUCUCUAGCAUCAAAUCAGGAGUCCAACGCGUCUUCGUCACCGUCGACAUAUACAAUCAAGGAUCCUCAUCAGCAUAUGAUGUAAAUUUGGUAGAUGAUACCUGGAAUUCAAAUCUAUUUGAAAUUGUUAGUGGCAACACUUCAAAGUCAUGGGCAAAGCUUGACGUUGGUCAAGUUCUGUCACAUUCAUUUGAGUUGAAGAGUAAAACAAAGGGUCUCUUCUAUGGUUCACCAGCUGUUGUUACUUUCCGUGUCCCAUCUAAGGGUGUUCUUCAGGCGUAUUCAACUCCAAUAUUGCCUCUAGAUGUACUAGCAGAGACCAUCCCUGAAAAGAAGCUUGAUUUGGCAAAGAGAUUGGUGGGUAGAUUUGGACCUCAAGUCUCAGUGCUUUCGAUUAUUGUGACGUAUAUGUAUUUGAUGGUAACUCCAUCAAAGGGAAGCAAGAAGAAGCGUUGAGAUUAAAUUUUUGAUCUGGCCAUUUUUCAUCUUUUCGUGGAUCAGUCAAACGCAACUGGUGUUGGGGCUCAGAAGAAUAAAUUGGUGGUCAUACAUUGGAGGGAACUAGGGAAGGAAAUGGUGAUCAAAUCAUCAAAUAAGAGUAUCAAAAUAAUCCAUCAAAACAUAUAGCUUAGUAUAUGUUGUGUAUUACUGUGUGUAAGAGGAAUGUUGUUUUUAAGAUUGCAGAGUACUAUUUCUUUUCAUUUUCACAUACUUAACCCAAAAACUUAUGAUUCAAUAUCUCUCUCUUUUUCUCAAGCUAUACAUUAAUGUGUAGUUCAGGACUACUACACCUGGGUGUUGGAAUGAGUCUAUAAAGCAAUGUAUCUGAAACCA